AUGCUGGCAGUCUGCAGCCUCCCCAAAGGAAUUCAAGGCAAUGUCCACGCGAAUCCCAUCAAAAUGCCUCAUUUUGCUGCCUCCUCUAACUAUUGCAAGCCUAUUACACUGUAAUUUGCAGUCUCCCCUCGUAUCCUGCAAUUUAGUGAUUUCAUAAAAGGUAUGGCUAACUUCAGUAACGUGGAGAUUAAGCCAGGGAGCAUGAAGAAAUCUUUAACAAAUCCCUUAGCAAGACCUUGUUAGGCUCUCUCCAACAUCCUAUUAUCUAUACCCAGGAAAAUCACAUAUUGGUAUUUUACUUCCAACUGUACAUAAAGAUUAAGACAUGCACUUUACACAAAAUAGUGCAUUUAACCCACUGAUAAUCGUACACUCCCAGUGAAAAUGGGGGUUUAAUUUACUCAUAAUCAUGAGAAGUUGAUAAUUAUUUAAAUGUUAUUUAUUUUUCUAAUUAAUCGAUUAUCUCUCUUUUGAACUGUAUGGUGCCAAGUUAUUGAUACAUUUUAACAACAGAUACAUUGAAACAAUAUCAAAGCCAAGAAUAUUACUUUUAAGAAAGAAGUAGUUAAUUUAAAUGAGUAAACCUUUCACUCCCUUGUCUAUUGCAUCUGAAAAUUACAAGGCCUGAAAAAAUGUAUAACCUGUUUUGUUUAGGAGGUCAUUUGUUACAACCCGCUUUGUUUAGUGGGUUCUUAUGUAUAAUAGAAAACAAACCCCUAAACAAAACAGGUUAACAAUUAUUAUAAUAUAUAUAUAUAAAUGUAAAUACAUUUCUAUCCUGGUGUUUUAUAUAUAUAUAUAUAUAUAUAUAUAUAUAUAUAUAUAUAUAUAUAUAUAUAUAUAAAACACCAGGAGAGAAAUUAGUUAAAUAUCUUACAACAUUUGAUAAGUUACAAUAUCCUAGUGCAUCAAUGUUCAUCUAAUAAAAGAGUUUAUAUUUUAACAACACGAAUACAUCACUUGCACAUGUCACAGUCUUCCCUGAACUUGAACUGAAAGGGUCCUGUUUAUUUGAAAUGUAUACUUCCUACUGCCAGUAUUGUUUGUGUUUAAAUUAUAACAUAAACUCAUACAUAAGUGCAGAGGCACUAGUACAUUUUACUAUAUAUACAUGAUAUAAAUCAAAUAUAAUGGUAUGAGCAAGAGUGGGAGUGUGCAGUGGUAUACGUAUGUCAGCUCCACACACAUACAGACAGAUACAGUUUAAUUGAUAGAAGCAUUAAUAUAUAAAAUAAUAUUUAACCUUUCACAAUUUAUGUUAGUAUAUUAGUGAACAUGGAUACAUGAGUGUUAUUUUGUAGCUAUGUUGUGUACAUUUCACAUUUCCUCCCUGCACUGUGUAGUUGUGUAGCAGUGUGCUGUCAUGCAUGGUUAGUAGAGGAACAAUGAAGUGGCCCACAGUGCAUUGUUGGAGUGCAGAGCAGGUUUGAUCAGCCUGCUGGGAUAGGUCUAUCUCAUUCUCUCUCUCCCUUGCUGUGUACACAUAGUCUCUCACACUCUCUCUGUACACACACAGUGUGUGGCACGCUGGGACUCCGGUGACGUCAUGCGGAUCUGUACAGAUCUCCCUGAGAAAACCCAAUAGCACCAGAAGUGUCUCCCCAGAACGGCGCUGUGCAAGGGCGGCUCAUCUACACAGAGCUUAGCCACUGGGGAUCUAACAUUGGACUCUGCAAGCCCAUACAGGGACGCGGCGCUUUACAGGUAAGUCAAGUUCUGUAUGUCCAUACUGGGGAUUAGUAGUGAAAACAAAUAAUAUAAUAUUGCUUUCUUCUUCACCAGAGUCAAAAACAUUCUGAGCAAAACAUUGUUUAUAGAGUUCUUACUGACAUACACUGCUUGCUUCGCACAAAACUACAGCUUCACUACAUAUUGUUAUUAUUGUUAUUAUGGCUAAUUAAAAUAAAGUUAUAAUGGUAUUAUUAUUAUUAUUAUUUCUAAUUAAAGUAAUAAAAUGAUAAUCAAAGUAAUUAUAAAACUAACUAGCGAGGUAGCAAUGAUUAUUUUGACAGUUGGAAUUAUAUAUAUAUACAUGCAUAUUAUUAGCUUGCUUUACUUGUACUAUAUAUGUAAAUAUUUGCUUGUUUUUCUUGUUUUAUGUAUAGAUAUAUAUAUAUAUAUAUAUAUAUAAAACAAGAGAAACAAGCUAAUCAAUAAAUGAAUAUAUAUUAGUUUUUCCUUUAUUUAUAAGCCCCCAGUUUGGAGGGGCGCCUCUCCCAAGUUCCUGCACAUUUGACAGCUACAAUUGCCUACGUUAUACUUAACCACUUAAAAUCUGUGUCAUUAUUUAGAUAGUCAUCCGGAUUAACCAAAUGACUCAGUUGACCUCACAGGGCUGAUCAGCCCCCUCCCACUCUAGCACCCCUCUUGCAAAUGUAACUCGUUUUAUAGAAACGUUUAUUUCUUGCUUUUACUUAUUUCUGAGUCUGUCCUACCUUGUAAGAUAAAAAAAAAACUAAUAACUAAUCUUAGAGAUAUAAAAUAAUGAGCUUUGUUUUUUUUCUCUGUUUUUCGUUUUUUUUCUAAUUUCCUUUUCCAUGUGUUGCUUUUGUGUUUUGUUUUGUUUUUUUAUCUGACCUUUUUUAAUUUGUUAUUGUCUUAAGUUAAACCACAGAUUUUUCAAAUGUGGGUUUUGUUUGCGGGGUGCUAGCAGACCGGAUUAUGAUAUUCUUAGUAUGAAAGGUAUGAGUUCCAACUCAUUGGUUAAGCAUUGUGUUGAGCACUCAAAGGGUUAAUGGGAGACCCAAGGCAAGGGCACAAUGUAUUUCUAAGCAGCAUGCGUUUUCCAGACAAUCUCUUCAUUUGCUGAUGCUGAUUGCUCACUUUAGCCUUGAAGUUGGGUCCUUGACGUAUUUAUACCUUGUAUAAAUUCUUCAGCAUCCCUGCACUUCGUCAAGCCUUACAAAUAUGUUAGAACAUACAAUUCCAAAGGGGGGUUACCUCACUCCACUAACCUAAAGAAUUAAGCACAGGCAGUUUACUAUCAGGAUUGAGCUCAGAUGUAGAAAGAUUGGAGUGUGAGCAUUGCACAAUAUCAUGACUUCCUCACAAAAUUCAGUCUCUUGCAAAACAUGAUGGAUUUGACAAGACACACAUUUUUUAAUAGCCAAUAAACUUAAUACUUAGAGUGGGGCAUGUGAAAGAUAUUAUUCAUAAGAGCUUAACUCUUACCUCACUAAAUAUCCACUAGUCAAGGGGGGAAACAAAUGAGUUGACCACUCUAUACCUGGCAGUCUAUUAGUUAACCCUUAAUAGAGGGCACAUGUUAGACCCUAUAUUCUUUUUAACAUUGUUCGUUAUUGGGGUCAUGAAAUAUAGCAUGAGCAUUGUUGGUAUAUUUUGUAAAGGUUUAGCAGUUUUAUUAUAUAUUAAAAAAAAAAAGCAAAAUAAAAUACAUUAGGUGAUUAGGAAUUAAAAUAUGCUCCUGUAAUUAUGUUUGUAAAAACACAAGAGCAGCAGUUAAUUACUCUGAUUAAAUACAUUUGAAAUGUCUGAAUGCAAGAGAUCAAUAUCUCAAUAAGAAGGUAAACCACAAGCAAAAACUGUUAGAAGUUUAAUUGCAAGGCAAUAAUGGGCAAUGUAGCCAAAUUAGAAAAUUAUCCAUAAAAAAGUCUAUAACCCUUUAGAAAAAAAAAGAAAAAUGAUCUGCAUGAUCCUGACCUUGAGCUUCCAUGCAAAUUAAUAGUAGGCUACUGUACAGUUAGGCUACAAUGAAUCUUUCAAUGUUAACCGUGUUUUUAUGGUUAUUAGGGAGAAUUGAAUGGGCUUGUUUUUCUUUUUCGUCCUUUUUUCACCCUCUUUUUCUAUAAUUGUUUAUAGGACUGCACAAUAUUAAUUUAAUUAUUGUUACCAUUUUAUAAGUGUAUAUUAUAACAAGGUUCAUGUAGCAUGUCAUUCAGUUAGUCCUCAAUAUAUAAGGACUAUAGUUGUUUAAAAAAAAAAUGUGGGUUAUUUUUAAAAAGCUAUAUAUAAAUGUCAGUUUUCGGAUUUGCACUUUUUAAAGUAAAAACCAGUGGAGUAAUCUUUCCAAUGUUCUUUGUUUACAGAGAUAUUAUAAUGGAACUAAGUCUUUCUAAGAAUGCCCCUUCCUAUGUAGAAUUAGGUAAGUGAUAAUCUGAAGGUAUCAAAUUGACUCUCAAUUCUUUCUGCUCUUUUUUACACAAAAUAUGAAACUGAAAACAUUACAUUUUUUUAUUUAGACAUUAAAUACAUCUACAAAUAAUGCAUGUUGUGUGUGCCUAUGUGGAUAUAUGCACACAUGCCUGUGAUGCUGUAUAGUGUAAAUAGUUAUUAUGUUGUAUCGUUUUGGAUCAUUUGAGAAAUUAGUUGGAAAUGUAAACACUUGUAGAGUAUUCCACUUUAUUUUUGGCCUUCAUUUCACAAAACUGUACAAAACCAUUCACUGUUUAGUGAACAUGCCCCUUUACAAAUUCAUUCCUUAUUUUUAAAAAAUUCAGUUCAAGAAGGAUAUUUCUAUUCUUUGCUCUAUGGCCCUGUCAAAGGAUGCUAACACGAAUCAUAGGAAAAAUAGUAAAAUAUACUGGAAACUGGGAACACUUACAAAAUUUAGGCCAAGACAGAUACGUUUAAAAAAAAUGACCAAAACAGAAAUGUUGCAAAUAGAAAAGAAAAUCUGAUUUUACUAAAAAUAUAUAUUCCAUAAUUUACUCCAGCUCUAUUAACCUAAACUUGCAAGUCGUAUGUCGUACUACCAAAAUUCACUGCUUAGUAAAUAGACCCCCCUCGACGAAUGUGUUUAAUGUGACUUGUAGUGAAAGGGUUAGAGUAGAUUUUUUUUAAGCACACCAGAGGCAGGCCAUUACUUCUGGCUAAGUCUUGUAAUGUAAUAUAUCUUAUACAUCUAAACAAUGUUGCAUUUCUUGGAUUUAUUCAGUAUAUUUGCUGACACUGCUUAGAUCUUUUUGCAUGAUGUUGCUAUUAAUGUUGACUAAUGAUAGAUCACCUUUAUCUUCUGAGUUGUUGUUUUUUGUUUGUUUGUUUGUUUUUGCAUGCAAAAAUGUAUUUAAUUAAAUACCCAAUAAGGAAUUUGCAUCACAGGUCUUCUAAGCUCCAGAGAUGCUCUUUACCUGUCUGGGUACCAGUUGCAUAUUACACACAAUUCAUAGGAUCGUAGAUUUCCCAACAACAAACAGUGAAUGACAAAUGUCACUUAGUUUCCACGUGAAAGAGAAUUUUUUAGAUUUGGUAUAUUUAAUGUCAGGGAACACUUUUAGCAUCGUUUCUGUAAAAUAUUAAUAAAUCUAAGUAUUAAAUAGUGUCCCCAUUAAUUCUACAAACCCAAACAUUGGCUGAUCAUAAAUAUUGUAUUCCUUAUAAUGUAAAGCUGUUUUAUGUGUGUGGAGGGGAGGUGGAGGGGGUUGCGCGCAUCUAUAUAACUGGCAUGCAAAUUACAUGCAAAUUGGGUGUUUCUGCGUGUAUCCUCGUUUAAGCAGGACUCCUACAAUCCCACAACUUCUUCUUUAUAUAAGUGAAAUUGCCUCGAAUAUUUCUGUAUGCUUUGUCAAGUCAUUGUACAGCGCUACGCAAUAUAUGGGCGCUUAAGAAUAAUAAUGGUAUUAAUAAUAGUAAUAAUGAUAAUAAGUAUAAUUAAUAAAAAAAAGUAUUAUUAUUAUUAAUAAUAAUAAUAAUAACACAUCUCCUCCCAUACACACAUAACAGAGCAUGCUUAAUUAAGCUUUUACUGUGAAAAUUCUGAAUCUCUACAAAAACAAGCCAAAGAAAUGCAAAGCAAACCAUCUUUCUAUCCAGGCCACACACACAUGCUUCACAGUGUAUUGAAUGUAUACCUAUGUUUUUUAAUAUGCUGAAAAACACAAGUUAGUCAUAAUUCUCAUGUAUUCACUCCAUAAUUUAAGGACCUCUAUAUGCACACAUCGUUGAUCAUUUUCAAUGAGUUAUUAGUUGUUAGGCAGUUGUUUUCUAUGUCACUGUAAAAUACUGUAUCUAGAGAUGGUAGGUGGUCCCUGAACAUUUAUUUAACUAAACUGGGUUUUCUCGUUUCAACUCAUCCACCAUACUAAGAGGCUUAAAGCUGGAAUGUCACUUGAACAAAUAGUUACCCAGGGGUAUGAGAAGCUAUUUCUCAAAGAGCUAUUGUUUUCCCUAAAUACUGGAUGUUUUAUCCACCAAAAAAAAAAAACUAAUUGUAAAAACAUUUCUGAAUAUUUUUAAAGGCUUUUUAACUUUGAGGGUUUUUUUUGUUGUUUUUUCUUUUUUUGAAGCAUCAAAAAGAGUUGACAUAAAGGUGAACUGAGACAAGUGUCAUUGGGGUGAACUGGCACUCAAAGGGUUAGCAAAGCAUUAGCAGGCCUUCCCAAAAAGUGGUCAGACUGCUCCUUCAUUUCCUUAAAAUGCCAAAACAUCGGAUUUAUAGAGGAGGACAAGCCUGAAAUCAGGAGAUCAAAACUGAGAAGGGGGGUUAAGCUUGUAUGGGACUUGUAAAAGAAUCCACAGUAACUGCUCUAGCAGACUAUGUUAGCACAGCAAGUUAGUGCAGGAAUAGGCCCCUCCAGAGAUGUAGGCUACAGCUCCCAUCAUUCUUAGCUUCCAAACGUAUAGAGUUGCAUCACUUCAUCUACAUCACUUCAAAUGGCAAAAAGAUGGCUAGACAUACUUUAUUCAACUCUCCAUCCCAGCUGCAUGAAUGGAAGGUUGUAAAAUGAGUAGGGGGAGAUUAUUUUUUUUGUUGUUAAAUAGAUGUUCUUAAAAACUGCAUUUCACCUUGCACUAUAUUCAUCUUCUGUUGCUACAAAACAUAGUAUACACUUAGCAUAAAGCACACUAUAUAUAUAGGAUUGUAUUAUGGUACAGCUAUGAUUAAUUAGGUACAUAUUGUGUGUGUGUGUGUGUGUACACCUUAUACCUUACCCUUACUUCAUCCUUAAUUGCUUAUAUUUUAUUUACUUUCCUCAAUGUAUAAUUGUUAUCUUAUUUAAAUUCGUUGGUCAUAUAAAGUUUACGAGGAACAUUAUUUAUCUUUCUACAUACAAUAAGACUUGCAUGUGAGUUUUUGUUUUUUAGAACGCUCAGCACUUGCUCUAGUGAAUAUUCCCCAAUAGUGCAAUAUGCCACUUUUGUUAUGAUACUCUAGAUUGGCCUGUUCGAGUCUGUAGAUUGCUGAUUUUAAAGUGUUUCCCGUCUUUUCCGGCAAUUACCUCCCCCAAGAACAACAGCUGUCCUAUAACUGCAAGACUCAGCUCAAAUGAAAGGAUUUCACAAACCAGAAGACCUUCCAUUUAGUAUGGCCCCAAACUGCUUUUAAAGGCGAUUGAUAACAACUGCAUAUUUACUGGAACCCUUAUGAAGCAGUUUUACUGGGCCAAGAAAAACUACAAGUUUUAGGGUAAAUACAGCAGUUAAUAAAGAUACAGGGUGUCUAUUAUAAAUUAUUCAGCUGUGGGGGACUAUUUAAGGAAUACUAACCAUUCCAGACUGUGAAUGAUUUGGAAGAGUCAACCCAAAAAAAACAUUUAAUUUCUACUUAGUGUGUUUACAUAUGUAUAUAUUUCACUGCUAUAUUGUAACAACAGUCAGUAAGCAUCUGUACUUCUCUCAUAUACGAAAAAUACUCUAUUUGUAUUUUGUAUCCAAAAAAAAAAAUCUUAUUAUAAUUAGGGUACUUAAUUUGUCAGUGUUAAUUAAUUGCCUUGAUAACUAUUUGCUAUAUACUUGUACUACUUUAUGAAUAUAUACUUGUAACUAAAUUGUAAGUGUAACUAAAUGUAACACUUUCAAAUCUUCCAAACAUUCUCUCUCUCUCUCUCUCUCUCUCUCUCUCUCCAUAUAUAUAUAUAUAUAUAUAUAUAUAUAUAUAUAUAUAUAUAUAUAUAUAUAUAUAUAUAUAUAUUCCUUCAUAUUAACUGAGACUUGCAUAAUUAAGUAUUUUAUUUUCGGUUGUCGUUUAGAUAAGAAAAUGCAUUAAGUUUGAAAAUAUGUUCUACUCGCUUAUAGUCAGUAUUAGAGAAUAUGAUUAAUUGAAGUAAUUAUUCCAACCUCCAUUUCAAACUAAAGUCAGCUAGUCUACUAAAUUCAGUUGGGAACAUUCAAUAAACCACAAAUUAAUAGAGAAUCUUAAAUAGAAAUGCAAAGUUUAGCCGAAGCAUCCGAACUGAAAAAAUAAACUAAUUUUGCAAAAACUGGUUCUAAUUUUGGCCUAAAAUUUGAAAGUCUCUUUUAAUUUCUCUGCAAUUCUUGUUGGACCAAUUUAAUUAUUUUACAUUUCAUUUCCACGUGAAAAUAAUAUAGAACUCGAUUUGUAAAUGUGUUUUAGUGACCUUAUGAUAUUCUGUUGGCUUUUGUAAGAUAGCAAAACUAAAGUCUUAAACCAACUUGUUUGAUUUGCAUUGAAUAGCUGUAUUCCAAACGAGUUUGUUUAUUUAUGGUAUACAAUGGGUAAUUUAUGAUACACAAUACGUUCAAUAAUUGAACUGAGAGGCUAGUAAUGCGAUUUUGUAACACAACAACUAACGUAUUAUACACAAACAGAAACUUAGAAACAUUUAUGUGUACAUACACAGUCAUAAUAAAAAAUAUACUGAGAGAAUAAUACAGAACACAUAUCAUAUGCACACACAAGUCCUAUAUACACACACAACAUGAUGAAUUUAGAGAAAGACUGGGGAAAUUAAAAUUAAAAUCGAGGACUCACUCACCCUAAUAUUCAUCAAGUAAAUAAUUAACUGUUAGGACCUGGAAUAUAGAAUGAAACACAUUGCUGCUUUGCAGUGAGAUGGAAACAGCAAUUAAUAACCGGUAAUAACUGGUAUUUUGAUUUAUUUAUUUUUUUAACCUCAAUGCCUUACCUAAAUGCACACAUUCACAUAGACACAAGCACAGAGUUGUAUACCCGUAAAGAUAGAUACACAUAUGGGUACAUGCACACACACACACACACAAGCAAAAUGAUAUAGAUAUAGGAAAACACUAAAUGCCAACACAACACACACAAAGUCGAUUAUCACAUAUACAGACACAAACUACAUGUUUGUGGACAAUGUCCAUGCACUUGUGUAGAUACAGAUCCACCUCUCCCUAUAUGUAUGUAUAUAAAAUAAAACAAGAGAUAACAUUAUGAAUCUUGUUUAUAUAUAUAUAUAUAUAUAUAUAUAUAUAUAUAUAUAUAUAUAUAUAUAUAUAUAUAUAUAUAUAUAUAUAUACAUAUAUACAUACAUACAUCACAACACAUGCAUACAUAUACACACAAUUAUACCACUGUAUGCCUCGAGACAUUUGGCUAAAGUGUAAAGUUUAUGCAUAAUAUUUGCUGGCUCUCAAUAUCACAAUCCAGUUAGGUUAUUAGGGAUUGGCCAUGUCAUCAAUCGGUUAUUUUAUGGGUUUGGUAGGUCAUGGGAAUGUCAUUAUUAUAUAACUUUCAUAUCUUGUGUGUAUCUGGCAACAAAACACAUUUCAGUAUGGCUAAUGACAUCAUUAACCCGGUACACAAAUUAUAAGCAGAGGAUUUUGUGUAAUUCAAAUAGUAACUGUGAUGACUGCAGGACCGCUAGAAGGUGUUUUGCUUACCAAACAUUUGAUCUUGCUUAGUUACACUGCACACACAUACUCUGUACACCGACAAAAAAACACACACACACAAAAAGAUACACACACAGUAUUAAUAAGGAGCAUGAUCCCUCAUAGUUUAAAUUUAUGCCCCUCACAUUUUUGUUGCAACGUACAUUGAUGUGACCUCCUGCUUCAUAACAUUUUAUAUUUAUUAAAUUGCCAAGAGGGACUGUUGUAGCUCAACUAAUCUUGCACCAAUAUCAUUAUAUCCAAAAGAGAAAAGAUAUUAGCUCUAACUGCUGUCUAAUACUAAUUUGUCCAAACACCAAGAGAAAAGAGCUUUCAGCUGACAAUGAGUGGGACCUUUGUGUCUUCCUUGAUAUGGUAUAGACAGAUACCCCUGGGUAAAAUACAUAUCUGUGGGUUAAAUAAAAUCUAUUGUCAUUAGUGUCUUGUGACGUCAUAAUGACUUUUUAAAAGUUGUCCCCCAUGUGCAAAAUACAGGACAUGUCUCCCCCAGUGUUUAAGUGGCACACAAGUUGUAUUCAUUGCAUCAGAUGUGUGUCGGAUUUUAUUUGGUGGUAUUUUAAUAGACAAUGCACUGUUAGGGUUGUGGAUGUUAAAUAAUCCAAAACAAAAUGAAGAUUGAUUGGUAUGGAUAAAGUAAUACUUCUAUCAGCCAUUAUGGUAUGCUAUUUGCAUGUGUGUAGAUAUAUAUAUAUAUAUAUAUAUAUAUAUAUAUAUAUAUAUAUAUAUAUAUAUAUAUAUAUAUAUUCUAUAUAUAUAUUCACUAAGCGGUGAUCUUUGUCUGCUUAAAUAAUAUACAAAUAUUAAGACAAAAUAGCAGAUUUGUUUUAAAAAUGAAUUCUGCUAUUUUCUUUUUAUUUUCCUCUCUUUAUUUAUUUUGUUAUUGUUAACUUUUUGUCUUGAAGUUAGCAAAUCGAUGUUUGCAAAAGUAUCCGUUCAUUCGAAUUGUACGACCGAAUUUGGUGAUUGGUAUAGAUUUUGCACUUUAUUGCCAACUACAUCGUUGUUUAGUUAAUCAACCCCACUCCUGACAACAAAUAUUUUGGAUAGGAAAUUAAUCUAUACAGAUGUUACCUUCUAUCCUAAUAGUUAAAUUAGCAUAUCCGUAUAUAUAUAUAAUAUCAUAGAAAAUAUUAAGUGAAGGUUGAAGUCCAUAUCAUCUGCAAAUAUCUGUGCCAUAUCUUAAUGAAAAACAGGACUGCUGGUCCUUGUUAAACUAUUGCUAAAAUUUGUACAUUUUUGAACCUUGAAUUCUACUUUAUAAUAGAAGAGGCUUAGAGCGUGCCAGUUUAAUGCCCAGUAGCAAUGGGUGAACUUAGAUAAGGAAUUGCUGGGGUCACUGAGCCACCUCAAGAUGUAUUUAUUUCGCUGAAUACAAACGAAAACAGUAAUUCCUUUUAACCAUGUUUAAAAUGAAAAAAAAAAAAAAAGAUUUCAGCAUCAUUAAAAAAAAAUACAGCUUCUGGUAUACAGUUUAUACAAUAUUCGUAACACACUGUAUUCAGUGCGGAUACAUAGUUAAAUAUCUGAAUAGUAACAUUUUAGUUUAAUUUGUUGCCUAUUUACUUUUCACUUUUUCAUGGUCAUUUUAGAACCGAAUUAAGAAUUUUAUUCGUCAGAAAACAAGAGCGAACAACAAACCUUUAAUUUUACAUAAAUUGUAUCUAGUUACGAGCCGAAGGGAAAAAAAAUUCGUUUGAAAUUCGUCUUUACUAUUUUAUCAAAGCUGCUUUUGAUACUUUUUAAAAUUAUUAUUUUUUUGUUUAAAUAUAAAGCUUUGAUUGAAUAAUUAAAAUAAAUGCAAAAUAUAUAUUUUUUUAAUGUACAAAUGUAAGACUGCUGCUACAACAACUAAUAGUGAUAAAAAAAAUUAAAAUUAUUAUUUUGUUGUUGAUAUUAUUUGAUAAAAGAAUUCAUAGACAUUUUUUUGUUUUUCCUUAGCAUAGAUUGCUCUAACACAAAUAAUCCAAUAUUAAAACUAGCACCAGAGAUAAACACACAAGUAUGGUAAUACUGUACUUUAAAUUAAUGUUAAAUUAAUUAAAUUAAUGUUAAAUAUGUGGGCAUGUGCCAAUUAGUAUCUGCACUUUGGAAACUUGAAAAUGAAUAUAAAAAUCUAUGCAUUUUAUAUGCUAUUAAUGCUUAUAAUUUAUAUUUGCAAUGUAUUUAAACGGGUUAUGGAAACAAGCAUGAACACAGAACAACCUCAUAAACAAAACCAAAUAUCCCUGUUAUAAUUUUACCACUGCACAGACAGAAUUUUGGAAACUUUGGAUUUUCUCAUAUUUAUAACCUCACACAUUUUCAUAUUCUUUAACAAUGGUAGUUUGUUGAAAAUGUUAUUUUUCACAACAACUUGAACGAGGAGAGAGUACAAUACAGAAGAAUUCAUUAUUUAAAAAGAGUAGAAUUUAUUAUUAUUAUUAAUAAUUAGUUUGAUCAUAAUUAUUUUCAGAGAUACAUUAUUUGGUAAUAUUUAAAAGGUUCCUGCUGAUAUGCUGAUAUAACUACAUAAAUAAAUGGAUGGAUGGGUCAGGAAUUAGUUAAACUGCUACUACUCAUGUAAAGAAAAGAAUAAAAAGUAGCAUAACGUCAUUAUUGUAUGAAGCGAAGAUCUAUCAAGCUCAGGAGUUCUUGUCCUCCCCCUAGCGAACAAGUGAAUUAAAGCACAUUGUUUUCCAGCUAGAACUGACUGUGUGGGGGGUUAGUCACUAAAAAUCGAAUUUUAGAGAAUUGUAAACCAGUUUGCGAAAUGUAGACAAUAUAGACAGCUUGUUUUGGGGGGGGGCUCAAAUUAUACAGGUGACCUCAAAUUAUUCUAAGUUCUAUCAAGAACCCCAUUAAAUGUGAGAAACAAGUGCAUAUGAAAAAUGUAAAAAAUAACUUUUAUGCCGGGAUGGGUAGCAGUGAACAUUCAUUUAGAGAGUGACAAACAUAUAAAUUGAAAUUCCACAUUUGUUAUUUUUGUUAUUUAAAUGGUUUUUUGCUUGUUUCCUCCUCCAGUGUACAGCGUCCUUUUAAAUGAAACUUUUUUUUUUUUUAAAACCUACAACAGUAUUAAGGAGAUUUGCUUAAUGGAAUUGGGGCUACAUCCACGUUUUACCAGUGUCACAUAGCUCCAGGGAGCUGGCUUUACUAGACACUGAGGUAUUUACUAAGAUUAACUUAAGAUAGCUAAUCAGGAUAGUUUGGGUGGAGCACAUUGCAGAAUAAAAUGUAUAAAAUUGCUAUAGUCAUCCCACCCACCAGCAAUGAGUGAGUUAAUUCAUAAUCUGUGUGUUUUCCCCUUAAUAAGCAGUCUAAUCAAGCAAUGGCUGUACAUUUAAAGCAGAUGUUAAAAUAUCUAAGGAACAUAAUGGGAGUUGUAUUUUGUCUACGUAAAGAAAAGAAGAGGGGGGUGGGGGGGGGUGAAAGAAAACUUUGUCUCAAGGUCUGGAGAGAAUUGAAAACUAGACAGUGUCUGUGCAAACAUGCAUAUCUUAUCGCCAGUUCUUAUCAUACAUGGUCCUUAGCUCCCUGGACCUCAGUGCCUGUACCUGUUUGUUCGUCUUGCUAUUGAAUACACCUCCCCUGUGUGUUUGUCUUACACAAUGUGCUCAAUAUAAACUGCAGGCUGCUCAAUACCCACAGUGUGUUCUGUGCCCAAUAUCUUGUAGAUGUAAAAUGAUCAGACACAUCUUAAAGAUUGUUUUCAUUUCUCUGAGUCUCAUCAGCAGAAGCCAUGCAAUAAAACCAACCAUAUACCAUUGUCAAAUCUUAUUGUCUCCGAGAUACACACGUCUGGCGACUCCUGUCGUUCUGUUUCAUUGCUGACUAAGAACAUGUAUCUCAUUGAACUGAUUCUUUAGGGAAUGGAUUGAUUCAUUGUGACUCACAUAUCUUCUACUGCAUACAAUCGACGCUGUUAUAUAUAGCAAACCAGUGGGGCCUAUUCACUAAACAGCUAGUUGUGAAGACUUUUGAACCAAUCUCAGAAAAAUAUUGAUUGGAAGGAAAACAGAUUAUUUUGGGGGGGGAAACAACUCUUCUGUAAAAGAAAUGCUGUAAUUUGCAUUACAUAUUUUGAUUAAUUCACUACAACGUGGUGUGGAUUAUUAUAAGCAUUAAUGUGUGUGUGUGCGUGUGUUUGUUUACAGAGACAUAGUUUUUUGUGUGUGGGAUAAGGAUACCUUACUCUUGAAGAUUGUUAUCCAUGUAUGUUGUGUGUGUUUUUAUUUCUGGUGUGUGUGUGCGUGAGGCCACAUUACUUCACUUAUUAACUGUUGUGUGUGUAUGUGUGUUUGUGUUUUGUGUGUGGACUAAGAGACUAAGAGAGAGAAACAGAGGGAGACAGCAAGACAUACAGGCCAUAACUAAAUGUCCUUUUUGUCUCUGUAACCGUAUUUUCUUUCUCCCAGUAGGUAAGAAUUCAUAUAAGUUCAACUAAAAGAGAACUUGGGCGAAAUUCUAAAAGUGGUGCAAACACUAAAAUUUGAAUUACAAUUAACAUUUCAUGGUUCCCAUGGUGAUUGCAUGUAUUUAUUUAUUUCCCCCACAUUUCUGUUAUAGUUGUCAUGCAACUCAGAUUCUUUGGAGACAUAUGGGUAUGACAGCAUGAUAUGUGAUAAUAGUGAGGUAUUCAUUUAUAGAAAAUAUAAUACUGACGUUGGAUUCAGAGAGCACUGUAUAUGACAUGAGUGGUUUUUUUUUUAUACCUAUAGUUGUAUACAUACCUAUAACCCCAUCCAAACUCUGAAAGAAGUGCUGAAUUAGUGACUUGGGUGUCCCUUUUAACAAAUCAACUAAUGAAAAGUUCCCUGAGGAUAAAGGUCAGGGUGAUCACUUUGUUUACUGAAUGUAUAACUAAUUAUUCUCACUAAACUAACGACACACCUUGAAUGUACUGCAGUGCCAAAUCAGAGCGUUGUAACACAUCACUAAAGUAUCUCAAAUCAAACAUCUCAAUUGACACGACUGGCUUACAGUCACUUUCUGUGUAUGAUAUUUAAAGAUAUUUAAUGACAAUAAUCUUGUUUGUGGCUAAACUGAAUUAUGUAUUUUAACAUAUAUAUGUUCCUGUGUAAUAUAUAUAUAUAUAUAUACAUAUAUAUAUAUAUAUAUAUUAUAUUAUAUUAUAUAUAUAUAUACUAAUGAAAUACUAAUCUAUAUAAAGGGAGAGUUUCAUAGCAGAACAUUCAGGCAUUAAAAUCACAGCAUUCUUUUUACUGAGUCUGCAAAGUCAACAAGACAAACAAUCAGUAGAAUCCGACACACACAAAAAAUAUUUUUUCCUUUUUUUAAUUAUUAUUCGUACUAUUAAACAUUAAAAUAGGGGGUGGGGGGAGAUGAUUUUUUUUUUAUAUACCUUAUAAAGAAUGUCCUCCAAACCUGUCUUUAAAAAAUGUGAUUCAGCAUUUAUUGUAUGUUUUCUUUUAUUUCCAAGUCGAAAUUCUGAUUUCCAUGCAAUAAUAAAUGUGUCUAUAUAUAUAUAUUUUUUUUUUUUACUUUUUUUUUAUUUUAUUUUUUUCAAAAGCUUCCCUUACCUGAGUGUAGAAAUGACUGGUUAACAAAAGCGGUUAAACCUAUUCACAGCUGCAGUGAAUUGUUGAAUAGCAUGAAGGUAUAUAUUUACUUAAGUGUUCUGUGUGAGUCUAUCAAUAUUUGAAGUAAGGCAAAGUAUUCUUAUGGGCUUGGAAUUAUACAGACUGAAAUAAAUCACCCAAGUAAUAAAGUUCAAGGGACUUUUUAGAAGCAAAAAGAGAACACAAAUCUAUCUUCUAUCUUCUUUACAGAAUAUUUCAUAGUUGUCGUGAAAAGAAGUAGCAAUCUUUGAAUAUGAAUUUCCUGGAUAUAAAAAAAAAAAGGACUGUACAAAAGCAAAGAAAUUAUGGCAUUUCUAGUUUAGGUUGCUGUCUCUUUAAGAAAUGGGCUGCCAGUAAAUUGUGAAGCCCUAAGAGAGCAGUUACAAGCAUCUACAGGGAGUUUGCAGGCAACUCUUUUCCUAGCUAGACUGUAGGCUGGGUUGAGAGCUGCACAUUGUAAUUUAUUAGUAAGACAGGGAGGUAUUAACCUCAGAAGGGUGGAGCUCAACUAAACUGCAGACAUUUCAGGCAGGUCUCUUUAAUCUCUUCAACUAAAAUCUAUCAGACUAGCAACUUGCAUUUGUAGCACUCUAAUGCACUUCUGGUUGGAAAACUGCAGUCCUUGUGUUUCUUAAGGGAAAGGAGACUUAAUUAAGGGACCUUUUUUUUUUUUAAAGACAUGUUUAUGGGCCAGCACCCUUUGAAGGGAGAAAACUGGAUUUGAUUUGCCUUGUGUAGGAUCCUGAGGAAUACCCAUUUCAUGAGCAGUGUUAUUUUGUCAUGGAUUCCUUUAAAGGAGGUAUGAAUUUGGAAAGAUUGCCUGAGAGCUUAAGACCCCAACCUUCUCACGACAUGGCUUCCAGUUUCCAUUUGCAAAGAACAUCUGAAUCCAGAGAUCCUAUUGAGAAUUCAGCUAGUGAAUCGUCUGAUACUGAAGUUCCAGGUAACUAACUCGUGUAUAUGAUAUAGCAUACAUCAUCCUCAUAUAUAUUUCACGUACUCUUGUAAAUAAGCCAGGACUUAUAAAAUGAGAUAGAAAGAAGAGACUAUGUAUUUUAGAAUAUUACAAUUGUUGCAAGUGUCUGCAUAUUAUGUUUGUGUAUUACAUAUAUAUAAUAUAUUUCCAGUCAAGUCUUGCUUCCUUAAAGGAACACAUGAAGCUACGUAGACUCACAUACAACUUCUUCAAACACUGGAUUCUUGCAGCCACUAAACAUAAAUCAAAUAGAAUUCGAGGUAACAUAAAAUGUUUCCUAGAAGUAUAUAUUAUUACCUCCAAAAUCCCUCUGCCCAAAUACAAGAGGCUAUGUUCAUAUUUAUUAUUAUUAUUAUGAUUACUAUUUUAAAUACAGUCUUCCACUCAUAUAAGUAGAUUAAUAACCGAAGCUUUACCAGUUUUUACUGAAAGAAGAAAAUGUAUUAACAAUACUACACAUGAAACAAAAUAAUUAAGUAUUUAAUUCCCUAGGAUACGUUUUCUCUUAUUAAUAAAUUAUCAUUAUUCCGUAAUGGUAAUCUCUGUGUUUUUAUGCAUCUCAGAAUGUUAUUUUUAUUAUUAUUUAUAUUUUCCGGUCUUAUUUUUCUGGAGAAACUAAAGACUGAGUUUUCUAGAAUUUUAAAAUAGCAUGUUGUUUGGUAUGGUCAGUAUCAACUGUGGCAUGUUUACUGCUUUCUUUUAACAAAGAAAACAAAUAUUAUGAAUUCACAUCGCAACAGCACAUUUGGGAAAAAUAUGCGGACAUCUGCUGUCUCAGAUUAUUUAAGGACAGGCCUAGCACGAAUUUAAGAAAAUUAGGAGGCACUUCUUUUCUGCUGACCCCUUGGAAAAUAGUUGGAUCUGACCACAAACGGUUCCAACCUCACCCCUCAUUCCACUUCCACCAAAAAAUUGACCCUAUGAAUUUGAAGAAUCCCAAUAGGCUGGAUCUGCGGUAGACAUAAAAAAAAAAAAAAAAUACUUUAUCAAUUCAUGAAAAAAUAGCAUUAUUGCAUUUUAUACACAUGUAAUUAGUAAACACUUAUUGUGGUACACAUAUAUUUAUUUAGUUUAUUUUAUACAUCUUCUUUCACAUUUUAUAAGAGAUAUUGAAGUAUUAAAUUAGUCAAAUUUAAAAAAAUGUGCGUUGAGGAAUGUAAAAAGUUGACAUGCAUUAAAACUAUUUGAUUCAGUCUUCUAUGUGUUUUUUAUGUUUUAUGCAAUUUUUUAUUUAGUUUAUUAAUUAUUUAUUCCAAUUUUUUUUUUUCUAGAAAUUUAAUAGAUUAGACAGGUCAUAUUAGGUGACUUAAAAAGAAAUGGCAGCAAACUACCAGAGUUUUUCCCCCCUCUGUGGCCUAUUUAAGGCAAGCCCUGGAGAUUGCCUGUAAUAGAAGACUAAGCGAUUUCUGUACAUUCAUCGCAAGAUAUGUUAUCGCUAUCUGUCUUUCUAUCUAUCUAUCUAUCUAUCUAUCUAGUAUUGAAAGGUUGUGAAAGAAGCCGUCUAAAAAUGAUUAAUUACUUUUACAUUAAAUUAUUGUUGAGUUAAAUCGUUUUUUGCAAUAAAGAAAACGCAACCUGCACAUAGAUAUGUACUUGUUUGCAUUUGUUUAAUAUUUUACAUGUGUAGUUGCUGAAUUCUCUGUAACGUGUGGUAUGUUUAAAUAUAAAAUAAAGCACACGUAUGCGGAUUAGAAUUGUACUAGGCAGGUAAAUCAUCAAGGGUCUAUCGCCUAAAUAGUGAAUUUACAACCGGUUUUGUAAAAUUAAGGCCACAAUACCCCAGAUGGAGAUAAACUUUCUAUGUCAGCUAAAUGAGAGAUUAUUCUAACUCAGGCAUAGGCAACCGUCGGCACGCCAGAUGUUUUGGACUACACCUCCCAUGAUGCUUUGCCAGCAUUAUAGGUGUAAGAGCAUUAGGGGGAUGUAGUCCACAACAUCUGGAGAGCCGAAUGUUGCAUACCCCUGUCUAACUUUUUUUUUUUUUUUUUUUACACACUUGACAUGUAACAUUCAGUGUUCAGCUCACCCCAACACAUUGUUUAGUGGACGAUCCCCCAUAACUUCCUUCUACUUAUCCAACACUACUUAAUUGUACAAAGAGGGACUUUGCUCAAAAUAUUACAGCUGGGUAGCUGGUCUGUCAAAUACAGUAACCUAAUCUUUGCGUGCGUAGCUUCUGCCUACACACUCACCAUUUUAUGCCUCUUUCACUUUCCUUUUGUCCUGCUGUAUAUUUUAUUUUUCAGUAUGUUUUUCAGUUUUCACACUUUUAAGUCUAGCCACCAUAUUUUAGUACUUUUGGUCCUAAACUAAAAAAAAUAAUAAUAAUAACACAAACACACACACACAUACUAUAUAUAUAGAAUUUAAUGUGUGUGUGUUAAUUACUUUUUUUAUUUUAUACAUAUCGGUUAAUUAAAUGCCUUUGAUUAAGGAGACCAUUUUUUUGCUGUAUUAGAAUUACAAAUGCCUGCACUUUAUUUAAAGCAAAUUUUAACGAAGCAUUUAAGUCACAUCCCCCGUUUCAAUUUAAUUUAUAACACAGAGAAGUAAAAUGUCCCAUCCACACACACAGUGAUACCAACUGAGAACAAUAUUUUGGCCAAAAUCGCUGAAGGGAAAAAAAAAUGCCAAAAUACAUUUUCAAUUUUAUCAGAUUUAGAGGUUGCUUCAAACUAUAUUUUGGCUGAAAUUGUAUAGUUCAGCUGUCAGUUUACCACAACUGAAUAAAUCUGUCUGUUAGGACCCCUCUGUCUCUCUCUUGGGCCUGUUUUGCAUUCUUCUCUCCCUUCUCAAUUGACAACUGUCUGGGUUCUAUUAAUGGUUCUAGUUUCUUAUAUGGUUUGUUCGCAGAAAAGGAUAGAAGUUUGGAACCAAAAAGUGAGGACGGGACCAUAGAAGAUCCUUCCAAGAAAAAGAAGCAGAGGAGACAAAGAACUCACUUCACCAGCCAACAACUGCAGGAGCUGGAGGCCACCUUUCAGAGAAACCGCUAUCCAGAUAUGAGCAUGAGAGAGGAGAUAGCUGUAUGGACCAAUUUAACAGAGGCCAGAGUCAGGGUAAGCCGAGUACAACAGAACAACUUAACCAAACCGCACUGUGCAGCCGGAGGCACAGAGGGCUGUAGAAAUCUGCAAAAAUGCAAUGAUAAACCAUGAAACUCUACCCAUUCAUUGUGUACAGAGCUAGAAUUUACUGCUAGACUCAGAUCCUGCUUGCACUACACUAUGAUCAGAGACUCUCCCAUCCUCUUUCAGAUUUCAUUAGAUUUAAUCAGCUAACCCUAAAAAUAACUGAAAUGUAUUCCCAGAUGGAUGGACGUAUUGAUUGCAUGUUUAUAGUAAUACCAGCAACUAAUUCACUAUUCUACAUGGAAAGAAUGAACGGCUGGAGAAUAUGUGAGUGCGUGCAAAACGUGUAACUGCCUGCAUGGCACCCAUAUUUGAAUGUAUAUAUGCAACUAAAAUAUCAGAAUUAUAAUUCAGAUUUUAUUAGUUUUGUGGGGAGAAACAACAAUAAUGAAAUCGCAUUCUCAUGUGUCGACAUAGCUACACAUUUAAAACGGCACCAUCCAUUGACAGACAAACAGAGAGAGAGAGAGAUAACGAGCCAGUAAAUUCUAGAUUUAAUAACUAAAUGCUGUCUCUGUCAGGGCAGUCCCAUUUUUUUGCACCCCGAUAGUUAGCAGAUUUAUAGUUCUCUUACCAUGAGGCCUGCUAAUAAGGUCCUGUUUCAUGUAUUAAAUUACUUUACAGAACCAGCAUUUGCAGUUCACAAAUGAAAAGAAAACAUUUGACCGAUGUUUAAUUAUAACUCCAUUCAAACUGUUUGGUAAGAUUAGCUCCAGAUAAAGUAAUAUUGUAAUAUACACCGACCCAAAUUAACCCUUCUGGCUAAAUUCUGGAUCUGUGAUACUGUGAAGUACAGUAGCAUGUAAUGCAUUAAUAUCUUUGAUAGACAGACACGCAGGCAUACAGAUAAUAGAUAGAUAGAUAGAUAGAUAGAUAGAUAGAUAGUUCUAGCUAUAUAAACAGUGGCACUUCUACUAGUAGUUGAAUAUGCUAGAGUAAGUCAUUAAAGAGUGAGUUAUGAAGUCUUGCGGACAUACUUAUUUCUAUUAAGAUCAAUAUUAUAUUUUUAUUAUAUAUAUAUAUAAACAUUUACUGAAGACUAGUUUUAGAUUUUAAUCAUUCUUUUUUUUUUUCAAAAUAUGCCUUGCCUUUGCCUAUUUUUUAAAGUCUGAUUGUCUGAUCACUGUUUAGUAAAUAGUCCCUGUAAAUUUCCAAAUAGCUGUACAACAUCCCUACAAAAUGAACAUAUUCUUAGACCCAGUUGAAGUCGUUUCGUUUUGCAGAGACACAUUAAAAAUAUUGCAGGCACCAAACAAAGACCAGAUGGAAAAGCAAAACCCAGGACUGAACCUCAAGGCAAACGGAGACUGAAAGGUGCAUUUCAUAUGGACCCUAAUAAAGCCUGGAGAAGAGGAAAUGAUUUGCAUGUAAAAAAAUAAUAGUUCAAACUAGCUUAAAAGGGUCAGUGAGUUUAGUUUUAGUUCUGGCUGUAUUUUCACCAGCUCACUGCUUAAAAUGCAGACAACUGAAAAAUACUUUAACAACUUAAAUUCAACAUCAAAUCUUUUUGUUGCUUAUUUGGGGCAUGUCUUGUCCACACCAUGUUACACAGUGAUACUAUGCUGAGCUGAAAGAAAGCUCUGUAAUGUGUGAGGCUUCCUUUCACUGCUGUAAAAGCCUAUUUAGUAAAGGGUGGGAGGUUUCUUCUGAACUUCUGCAUGGAGGUUUGAAUUUGUAUCUCAUAUUUUCUAGAAUUUAGCAUAAUCUUCCUCAGUUACACGCAUUUUGAUUGAUUGAAAAGCAUUAGGGUUUGACACAAAAUAUGGAGAAUUCUACACUUUAUAAUGUUAAGGGCUAGUUCAUAGAUAAUCUCCAAAAUUCUAAUUAUAACAAUUUCAGGCAUGUGUGCUUUUAAUUCAUGGCUUCCUGACAGCAGUCUGUAUGGAUAGCUUUCACUAUUCAGAAUGAUUGAGAUGACAUGGAUUACAUUAUUGAUUUAUAUAGCAAGCAUGAAUUCUACCCCUAUAACAGAGAAAUAUAUACAAAUUUUGAAAAUAAAUAUAUUGUGUAUAGUGCAUCUCAUACAAACGAGACAUAAUGCUUCGAUCGAUUUAUAACAGUAUUGGUAUUUAUUUUUACAUAUGUAAAAUCUGCCGCUAACAUGAAAAUGGAAUAGACUUGGAGAUGGAAGCUGUUUUGCAUAGAGACAAACACUAAAUUAUAUUCCCACAAAUUCAUAAACACUAAUACACACAACUCAUACACCUUAACAAUCCUACACGGAAAGGGGCACACAUACAAUGACAUACCCAAAGGCUUAUACACACAGGGAUAAAAUACACAUACAUGCACAAAAUGCACACAGAUACAAACACAGACAAAAACACACACACACAUGCGUUAACACAAUACACACAUACAAGAAUGAACACCUAUACAUAAACACAAAUGAUCUAUCAGCACACAUAUCUCAGACAUAUGUACACACUGAGAUAAACGCAAAGCACUCUCUAACACCACACAACAUUCCACACACCACACACAUAAUAUCUCAUAUACAGACAUACAUACACAUGCAAGCAAGCACAUUCAUACACACAUGAAAACGCACACUUACACCAAAACACGCCCAUUUAAUUCUCACAAAACAUUUGAAAAUACACACAAAUGAAAUGCAAUGUCAAUGAAAGGAAGCAAUUAUUUACAUAAAGAUAACAUAGCAAAGUACUUAUAUAUACUACUGUUCUUCGAUUGACAGUAAUAAGGGCCGAUAAGGAGAGUUUAUCUUGAUAGAACCAUGACAAAUGUAUAAAUCAUGUAUUUGCUAUUUUUUUCUUCUUCUAAUUUUUCACGUAGAUAAAAGUUUAAUGGAGAAAUUCCAAUAACUAUAAACCUUAAUAUAUAAUAUAUGAAAUGUUUCCAGUACAGUUUAUAGCUGUAACAGAUAUAGCAGAAUACAGUACAUUUAUUCAUACUUGUAUAAAUGCUUUUAAUUAUAGUAAAGCACAUUUGUUGGAUGUAGAGUGCAUUUAUGUUUAUAUGUGAAUAUUUGUACUUUUGCAGAUAUGGUUACAAAAUGAAGGAGUAUAAAAUGUAAUGUUAUUGGCUAUACUUGCGUGGUGAGAGAGAGACAUGAUUGUGAAGGUUUGCUUGUUUAUCAUAGAGAGUUAUUAAUUACCACACACCUAGAUUAUGUGGUUAUCUACAUAUACACACUGUGCAGUGAUUGUGUGUUACUGUGUAUAUAUUAGCUUUGUGGAAAUGUAAAAUACAAUAGCAACUUAUGCAAUAUUGUCUGUUUUUGUUGCUUACAUACAUAUGUUCUCACAAACACAGAUACAACACUGAAACCCCUACAAGACACAUACCAUUAUGGCAUAAAAUCCUCAGUAGCAUUAAAGACCUGUACCCUAAGAUUACUUUUACCUGUAUGUAUUUGGGCUUUGGAGAUACACACACCCACAAAGUGCAAAGUGUGUUUGUUUGCCUGCUGAUAUACAAAUAAACAAGGACAUGGCGAUAUGAAAAGUUUGUAGUAUAUACUUUUCCAUCAGCUCAGCAAAUAUAGACGCAGGGAGGGUGCAGUGUCACUAAUGUAUAGUGGGUGUAGUGUGACCCAUCAAUAUAGAGGGUGCAGUGCCACUAAAGCAUAGAGGGUGCAAUGUAAUAAGUCUGUUUAUGUAAGGCAGUGCAUCUCCCAGUAAAAGGUCACAAUCUGGUCACAAUCAGACAUUUUUAGGAAGGUUAUAUACUAUAGAAGACCCGUAGACAAUUUUGUUAGAUGCAGUCUUUUGGAUCGACAGCAAAAAUCAAAUAAGAGGAAGGCUGAACUUGAUGGACUCAUGUCUGUUUUCAGCUAUGUAAUUAUGUAAGUCCCUGAUCACUUAACCUGACUCAUUAAUAACGAUUUACAAAUUCAUCGUUUAAUCUUAACUUGCAUUAGUUACAUUGUAUUCUUGCAAUACACGAACACACAUACAACGACUCCUUAAAUGCAUAGUGCAGUAUUAAAGUAUUAAUUUGGAAUAAUAUGCUUGUUUGUUCCAAUUAUAUUAUGGAUUUAUAGAAAUGUUAUAUUUGUUAAUAGUUUUGUGUGAUAAAAAUCCGUGUUAUAUUUGUUAAUAGUUUUGUGUGAUAAAACUCCGUUUUAUAUAUAUUAUUAUUAUUAUUAUUAUUAUUAUUAUUAUUAUUAUUAGGACAUAAAUCGGAUUUAGGAAAGCAAUAUAUAUGUAUUUAGGACAGAAAGAGAUACAUACAUACAUAAGUGUGUGUUCUUCUUUUUGCAAGAAUUUGUAAAACAGUGACAUAUAACUAUUAAUAAAUGUAGAAUUAAUAGUUGAAAAAAAUAAUAAGGAUACAAGUAUAAAUAAGUUCUACAAGCACUGUAAUUUUCCAGGUAGGCCACAUUACAAAUCCCACCAUAGGAUGAAACACAAGCAAAUUAGAUAUAUAUAUAUAUAAAAUUAUGUUAACACACUUAAUAUGUGCUAUACCACCCGAUCCCCUCUGUCUGAAAGCCAAUUAAGUAGGCUUUUUAUAUAUUAAAAGAAACAUUAACACGCUCUUCUCUCUUUAUCGAGUUUCAUUUUUUUUAUUUUUGUUUUAGAGAUCCUUACAUUUGUAAUUCGCACCCCAGCUCUCGAUUUUACUAUCUUAUGUUGGAUAUGACAUUAAAGCAUAUUGAUCAAACAUCAGAUGUCACAAUGUUUAAAAAUAAAUAAAUAAAUAAAUAAUAAUCAAGACAGAGGUCUCGUUUGUUUUAAGAUAAUUUGCCUCUCACUAUUAUCUAUCAUUUAUUCAAUUUAGCCGUCAUAGCAAUUACACGGAGGACUGCUAUAGAGUGCAGAACAGAGUAUUAAAGGACAAUUCUGUUGAUUCAUUUUUAACCCAUACUUAUAAUAAUGGCUCUUUUUUAAACCAUAUUUGCCAGUACUGCAGAAAUAGUUUUAUACUGAUAGUUGUGUGUGUUUGUGUGCGUAUAUUUGCUCCUGUAUAUUCAUUGUAUAGACUGACUGUAUUAAAUACUUUUUUUUUGUCUGUGCUUGUGUGUGUUUGUGUGACUGUAUAGGAUGGAGAUACAUACGCACACUUAAAAUAUUUCCUUUAUUCUUGCACCAAUUUUCAAUUUCAGACAAACAUAAAAAUGUAAACAGAUUGGUCUGCUGUGUUUAUGAAACAAAUACUAUUCUAAUUAGGAAAGCUUUGUCCUAGUCUUUAUUUAUACCCCGUGUGUUUUGUUUACCAGUAAAAGGGGCAGAUAGCAAUGGGUUUUAUUAAAGAAAUUGUUAGAAGCCCCCCACCCCCUCUUACACCCCAGUUAAGGGUAUGCAGUCAGCAUAUGAAGUUCUGCAACUGGUCAAAGCAGUAAAUCCUAAUUAGUUAUACAAUCAUAGUCUACAUAUCCAAAGGGCAAUGUAAAGAUUUUGCUCAAACAUUGCUAAUCCAAUCCCCCUUUUUAUGAUCUGUAACAAGGCACUUUUAUGAUGCAGUAUAAAUAGUCGGAAAUGCUGGAGUGCUGGUGCACAAAUGUAUUAUUAGAGAAAGGAAUUGAUAAAACAUUUAUCCUGGCCAAUUAAUAUUCAGGGUCAAAUUAAAAGCAGAUAUCCUUAUGGAACUGCAGAAAAAAAAAUAUAGAACGAGUGGAUAUGACAACUUGCAGUUGAUCAGUUGCUGGUGAGCAUUGUGUAAAGUUAUAGUAAAAUAUUAUACAAUGUGUCAUAUUCUCUCACAUUUGAAAGGUUUAUAUUAUCUCAGUAUUUUCUGCUGCAGUUUAUGACAUAACCUGGAGAUAAACCUAGUAAUCACAAAUGCUACGUUAUGCACACCAUUUAAAUCAAAGUGCUAUGGCAUUCUAAGAAGAACACGCUGCAUGGCAAAUAGUUAUUCACUAAACUCAAAAUUGUAGCAAAUUGAAAUCAGAAUGGAGUGAACAAGGCUAAACUAGCCACGCUGUGAUUAUACCUGUGUUGGUGAGUUGAAGAAUUGUUCCGGAUCAACGAUUUAGCCUUCAUUUUUCCAUUCAUAUUCAAGUUUCCUGACAUUCGAUGUUAAGUGAACAAGCCUCUAUAAAACAGACUGCCCUAGGAGUUAAUGCAGCUUAAAUAUACUGUUGUACUGGGUAACUGGCAUAAUGAACACUUUAGAUGACUUAGAUCUUCCGCAAUAACCUCACCAGGUGCAGUAAUAUCAGGUAUUCUGCCUGAUUUAACAUAAAGCACAAUUUAAAACAUAUUUAACCUGUUGAAAGAAAGGCCAAUUUUAGAUUUAUAGCAUACUGGUUUUUUAUUCUCAUUUUACUUAAUUAAAAAACGAAUUUUUAAUCAAAAUGUGCGGUAUUGGUAGACAAACAAAACAAAAAAUAAAAUAAACAUAAAUCUCCCCUAUAACAACAGCCUGUUUUUGAUGUUUAGUAAAUAAUCCCCUCUCAGAGGUGAUAUUAGUAUCUCUAACUAUUACUUCUAUGCAAAAAAAAAAUGUGCUACGAUGCAGCAUUUAGAAGAAAUAUGCUAUUAUGAGUCACUAAUUGCAGUAUUCCCCAAGUACAAAUAUCCGAUGUCCCUGAAUAUCUAUACCCAUUAAUUAGUUGUUCUACCCAUAAGAAUACUGCCUAAGUAUUUAUUAAAAAUGUUUAAAAUUUACAGUAUUGUCUUGGGAUGUUGAGGUUUCAGGUUUCCUAGUCCCUGUAAAUCAUUUAUAAACAUCCAUCCUUGGGUGUGUUACUUACCUAGUGUCCUAUGAUAAUUACUAUUUUUAUCCCACCCUCAGGUACAAAUCUCAAUUUCCCCUUUUGUGUGCUUUAAUCUCCUACCCACAGCUGCUAUUAGGAUAUUAGUCAAUGGUUCGCUUUUGGUUUAUGUGUUGUGUGUUCUAUUUGUUUCUUUGACCCUACUUUUUUUUUUUUUUCAUUAAUAUUAUUGAGAUCAAAAUUGUGUGUCUCAGGGGUCAGAGGGUUUGCUGGUGACCUUUUCUUUCCUGGGGCCUCAUUUAUGGUUUUAAUGUUUCUUAACUUUGCAGGUCUGGUUCAAAAACCGCAGAGCCAAGUGGAGGAAGAGGGAACGCAACCAACAAAUGGACUUGUGCAAGAAUGGCUAUGUUCCUCAGUUCAGUGGCCUCAUGCAACCAUAUGAUGACAUGUACGCUGGCUAUCCAUAUAACAACUGGGCUACAAAAAGUCUGACUCCUGCACCGUUGUCUACUAAGAGCUUCACCUUCUUCAACUCCAUGAGUCCAUUGUCUUCUCAGUCUAUGUUUUCUGGGCCAAGUUCCAUCUCUUCAAUGAGUAUGCCAUCAGGCAUGGGUCAUUCUGCAGUCCCUGGCAUGCCAAACUCAAGUCUAAAUAACAUCAACAAUCUUAAUAACAUCAGUGGGUCUUCCCUCAAUUCAGCGAUGUCUUCAACUGCUUGUCCAUAUGGACCUCCUGGAUCUCCUUACACCGUUUAUAGGGACACAUGUAAUUCCAGCUUGGCUAGUCUCAGACUUAAAUCCAAGCAGCAUUCAACUUUUGGAUAUAGCAGUUUACAGAGCCCAGGGUCUAGUUUGAAUGCAUGCCAAUAUAACAGUUGA
Messenger RNA from Pelobates cultripes (western spadefoot toad), 26720 nucleotides. The record is from the annotation of a GenBank genome assembly. Lineage: Eukaryota; Metazoa; Chordata; Amphibia; Anura; Pelobatidae.